AUGCACGAUAACAGAUUGUGAUAACAGGGAGCAAAAUGGACCUCCCAUUUGGUCUCAUCGGCACUAUUGGAGAAGAUGACAACGUGUCUAUUGACUCUGAAGAAAGUAGUAGUGAUGAAGAGGCUGCCCAACCAAAGAAGGUGACUGGUAAACAGAAGAAGAAAGCUGUGGAUUUUUCUCAGGAUUUUGAGUUCACUAAUUCAUUAUCAGAUGACGAUGACCCGUGGUCAGCUGACCUCGUCUCUCACGCUUCAUCUCAGAGGGUUUCAACGUCUUUAGAACAGAAAAUAGCAAAGAUAAGAAGAGACAGAAAAAAGAAAGAGGCUGAAGAAAAGGACAAGAAUAAAGAGAAUCAAGGGGAUGAGAAACAGGAAGAUGGAGAUGAUGAUGACGAUGAUGAAGACGAUGAUGAGGAAGAAGAUGAUGAGGAAGAGGAAGAAGAUGAUGUCCAGGGCUUUGAUGACUUUGCUAAAUGGGACAAGGUUAAGGUCAAGGCAAACAGUGAAAAGAGACUGAAGAGAAAGAAAGGAGAGGAAGAAAAACCAUUCUUUGAGGAACUGAAGGAUGAUAACAAGGCUCUGUCGUUCACAGAGAUGAACCUGUCAAGACCAAUUCUCAGAGCUGUCAGCGGACUAAAUUUUACUGAACCCACUCCCAUCCAGUCAGCCACUAUCCCUGUGGCUCUUCUUGGUAAAGAUGUCUGUGCUUGUGCAGCGACUGGAACAGGUAAAACUGCUGCAUUCAUUCUUCCAGUGAUAGAGCGUCUGUUGUAUAAGCCUAAGCAGGCCCCGGUUACACGAGUCCUCGUCCUGACUCCUACCAGAGAACUCGGAGUUCAGAUCUUCAACGUCACAAGGCAGCUCUGUGAAUUCACCAAUAUUGAAUGCUGUCUUGCUGUUGGUGGUCUUGAUAUCAAACUUCAGGAGGCUGCAUUACGGAAGGGUCCUGACAUCGUCAUAGCAACACCAGGUCGUUUGAUUGAUCACCUGCAUAACGCUCCAACGUUCAGUCUUGGCAGUGUGGAGGUUCUUAUUCUUGAUGAAGCAGACAGGAUGUUGGACGAGUUCUUUGAGGAACAGAUGAAAGAGAUUAUUAAAAUGUGUUCCGUAGCAAGACAGACUAUGCUCUUUUCUGCAACAAUGACUGAUCAGGUCAAAGACCUUGCCAUGGUGUCUUUGAAGAAUCCAGUCAGGAUAUUUGUGAAUGAGAACACGGACGUAGCAUUUAACCUUCAGCAAGAGUUCAUACGAAUCAGAGAGAACAGAGAGGGCGACAGAGAAGCAAUUGUGUCUGCACUUUGUUGCCGAAACUUUCAUGAUCACUGUAUGGUGUUUGUUCAAACCAAGAAGCAAGCUCAUCGGCUUCACAUUAUUCUUGGAUUGCUUGGGAUCAAGGUUGGUGAGCUUCAUGGAGACUUGUCACAAGCCAAGAGAAUGGAGAUGUUGCGGAUGUUUAAAGAAGAUCAGAUAGAUAUAUUGGUGGCUACCGACCUUGCAGCUCGUGGACUCGAUAUCGAAGGUGUAAAAACGGUUAUUAAUUUCACGAUGCCCAAUUCUGAGAAGCACUACGUGCAUAGGGUGGGAAGGACAGCUAGAGCUGGUCGGAGUGGCAGAUCAGUAAGUCUUGCUGGUGAAAAGGAGAGGAAGAUGCUGAAGGAACUCGUCAAGAGGGCCAAAAAUCCAGUCAAGAGCAGGAUAAUACCCCAAGGUGUGGUGACCAAAUACCGGGACAAGAUCGCAUCUCUGGAGGAAGACAUCGAGGAGGUGCUGAGGCUAGAGAAGGAGGAGAAAGAGAUGAGGACUACGGAGCUCCAGCUCCAGAAGACAACGAUGAUGCUCCAUAACCAGAAGGAGUUUCUAAACAAACCCAAGAGAUCCUGGUUCCAGACCCACAAGGAGAGGAUGCAGGAGAAAGCUUCUUUGAGAUUAGAUGCGGGUACCAAGCCUGUUGCUAGUGCUAAGCACAAGACCAAGAAGAAGAAGAAGAAGAGUUCGGAAAUGACACCUGAAGAACGAGUGGAUUUUGAAGUGCUGAAAGCCCAGGAGUAUGCCUUGCGGGUAGCCAAGAGAAAUAGAAAACCAAAGAGGAUUACUGCAUUCCCUGAGGAUGAACCACAGUACAGAACAGGUCCUCCACCAAGUAAGCGACAGAAGAAAAACAGAUCACAGCCGAGAACAUCAUUUGAGAAGGAACUGACAAGCACAAGUCGCUCAUCCAUCAAACAAUUCAGGAGCAAAGCGAAUGAAGCUAAAAAGAUGAAGGAGAGAGGGAAGCAACACUCCAAGGGAUCGGGAAAAGGAAAACAACAAUUCAAAGGAAAGCGGAGAUGAGAUCAGAAGAAAGAAAGCUCCCUUUAAAAUUAUGAACAAAUUAUACUCCAAGACAGAACUUGUUCUCUGAAUUAUCUGUUCUCAUGCAAUUGCCAGUACGUGACCUUAGUUUGCAGAUACUAUGGUUGUUGAAUCAUGUUAAAAUGGUCUGAGUUUCAAGACUAGAAGAGAGGAAUGUGUACUGAAGCUGUUCUGCCCCUGAGUAAAGACAGCAAGUUCAAUCAUGUUAAACUUCACUCUGGACCCACUUGUGAAUUUAAGUGUUGAAUAGGCUUUGUGCCUUCAGACUAUCUUGAUCACGCCUUAUGCAUGCAUAACAAUAGAUCAUGCAUAGACUCUUGAUGAUAAUGAAUGAAAAGUGUUAGCAUUUCUAUAGUACUGUCCUGAUUAUCAUCGUCCCCACCAUCAGUGUUAAGAGUACAUUCACGCUCUUUGAUGAAAGGAAAGUACAUUCCUCAAAUGGAAACUUUCCAGGUUGUUAUCUGUUAUAUCUAAAGAAAUGAUAGCAGAUGAUUUUUCAUCUCUUGCCUGAUACCCAUUUGUGUUGUGUUGGGAAAAAGAAAAAUAAAUUAAACAGAAUGGUGUAAGUUUGAAAGAAAUCGGACAAGCAAUAAGAAAGUUAUAGUUGCUUUAAAAUUGAGGACACUAAUACUAAGUAGAUUUCAAAUUGGCAACUGGGUAAGUAAAUUACGACAAGGGGCAAGGACAACUUUCC
Molecule: messenger RNA, 3045 nt
Organism: Lytechinus variegatus (green sea urchin)
Lineage: Eukaryota; Metazoa; Echinodermata; Echinoidea; Temnopleuroida; Toxopneustidae
Gene: ddx27
Product: probable ATP-dependent RNA helicase DDX27
Exons: 18
Coding region: 36-2330 (764 amino acids)
Molecular function (GO): RNA helicase activity; nucleic acid binding; ATP binding
Source: RefSeq, a predicted model, not a curated record